Ruditapes philippinarum (Manila clam) is the source of this 608-nucleotide messenger RNA. Its product is annotated as alkaline phosphatase, tissue-nonspecific isozyme-like. The record is from RefSeq and is a predicted model, not a curated record. Gene Ontology annotation, biological process: dephosphorylation. Gene Ontology annotation, molecular function: alkaline phosphatase activity. Lineage: Eukaryota; Metazoa; Mollusca; Bivalvia; Venerida; Veneridae.
UCCUGCGCAGACGACAUAUGUUUAAGCCUGCUGUUAUGUUUGUUAUUGCUAAUACAUGUUGUUUUGUUUUGCUAUACAGACACACACGUGUUCUUAUUCUAUACAGGAGAGUGUGACUGCAAGAUGUCCAGCAGACGACUGACAGCGUUCCUUAUUUUGGCGGUAAUUACUUCGCUUGCAGGUGCCCUUACAGGACCGAACAUCCCAGUUGGUGAGAAAGAUCCUAGCUUUUGGAAUAAUCUGGCAAAAGAAGUAAUACAGAAACGUAAAAAGCAAAUAGAAAACCACAAGGUAGCCAAAAAUUUGAUUUUGUUCAUCGGGGACGGAAUGGGACCAACAACUGUGACGGCAGCUAGAAUUUUGCGAGGUCAACUCAACAACCGACCUGGCGAGGAAAGCGUUCUGGCUUUUGAAGAAUUCCCGAACGUUGCGUUGUCUAAGACAUAUAAUGUGGACAGACAAACGGCUGACUCGGCAGGGACCGCCACAGCUAUGAUGAGCGGGGUUAAAACCAAUUAUUAUUUGGUUGGGCUCGACGCUCGAGCUACAUCCGGGGAUUGUUUAAGCGCUGAAGGAAAAGAAGUUGAAACGUUAUUAGACUGGGCACA